Molecule: messenger RNA, 732 nt
Organism: Lagopus leucura (white-tailed ptarmigan)
Lineage: Eukaryota; Metazoa; Chordata; Aves; Galliformes; Phasianidae
Gene: ZFTA
Product: zinc finger translocation associated
Exons: 3
Biological process (GO): negative regulation of DNA-templated transcription
Source: RefSeq, a predicted model, not a curated record
AUGGAACCCCCGCGGCCGCUCCCGCACCCGGAGCCCGCAGGAGCCCCCCCAAUUCCCCCCCUACUUGGCAUCCCCGAAACCUCUCCAUCCUUGAGUCCUCCUCCUACCCUUCUCCACCACCUGACCCCCUGCACCUCUGCAGCCUCCCCACCGGGCCCGGGGGGGCAGCGGGGGGGCCGGCGGAGCACGGACCACUGUGAAUCACGGGCAUCGCGCCCGGGCCGGAGCCGAAUCCCGGGUCGGGACCACCGCCGUUACUACCAUGAGCGUUGGCGAGCCGAAUACUUGAUGGAGUUCAAUGCGGCGCGGCACGGGAUGCUCUGCAUGGUCUGCGGGAGCGCCCUCGCCACCCUGAAGCUCAGCACCAUCAAACGCCACAUCCGUCAGAAGCACCCUUACUCUGGAGCCUGGGGGCCUCGAGAGAAGCAGCUCAUCCUCCGCUCCUGGGACGCUCACCUGGGGCCCCACGCUGACCCCGACGUGGUCCAGAGCGGCGGCCGUGGGCCAGGCUGCCCCCCCCCUCCUCCCCACCGCCGAGGCCGUUUCCGUCCCCCGUCCCCACGAGGCACCAAAGCGGCGGUGGGGGGGGACUCGCUGCGGGGCUGGCUGCGGGCGGAGCUGCUGCUGGACCUGGAGGCGGGCGGCAGCCGCCUGCGCUGCCUCCUGUGCGCCCGGGCGCUGCCGUCGCUGCACCUCGGCGACAUUCGGCGACACGCCUUGGCCGCGCACCCC